This is a messenger RNA of Scheffersomyces coipomensis, 1032 nucleotides long. RefSeq lists its product as uncharacterized. Lineage: Eukaryota; Fungi; Ascomycota; Pichiomycetes; Serinales; Debaryomycetaceae. The record is from RefSeq and is a predicted model, not a curated record. The coding region runs from base 302 to 532 and encodes 76 amino acids. The transcript has a single exon.
CUAUAACGUGAGCUUAAUAAUUAAAUAUACAGGGUAAAUGAGAAUCAAAAAAAAAAUAGCGAAUCUCCCGGGGGUGAGUCGAACACCCGAUCUCAAGAUUUCUUCGAGGAGAACUCAUUACAGUCUCGCGCCUUAGCCAGCUUGGCCACCGGGAGGUUUUCGCUGACAAGAAAAUUUUUCACUUUAUCAUAAUGUGUCUAUUUGCCCCCAAAUUAACUAUUGCGGUAUGGAUUUUUCGUGUGGUUUGAAUAUCUGAAAUAUAAGGUUUGUCAAUACAUUUCAUGUCCAACGACUCAACAUAAUGGUUCAACAAAGCUGUUCGAAGUUCAUAAUGUUGAUAAUAGUCAUUAUUAGUCUUUUGACAUUUGUGUCAAGUGCCACACAAGUUGAAAAAUUGUAUGAUAAUGAUAGACAGGUGAGUAAAAGUAAAGAGCCAUAUGGUCCAUAUAACGUACGGUGGGAGAAACAGGUCGCUGCUUGGGGAGCUUUUGGUAUCUGUGUAUCUUACGUGCCAGGUAAAGUCCAGUCCUAGAUGCAUAUCAUGCUUGUCAUCGGCUUGAAAAUGAUUAUGUUAGACCUUUUGUGGAUCGUGCACAACUUAUAAUAUCUGUUGCAAGACAACUAUUUCUCACAGGGAUCACCUUAUAUUAUGCGUAUGGUAUCUCAUAUGGUGUUGAUGCAAUUAACAUGUUUAGGAUUAUUAAGAUAUCCAUUACAGCUUUAACGGCACUAUUGGUAUUCAUGGUCAUAAAAUGGAUUCGUUUACUGAUAAGACACCUUUAAAUAUUAAUAGUGUCUCAAAAUUAAUUAUUGCGGUAAGGACUUUCCUUCUAAUAACCAUAUUCAUAUAAUUUAUAUACUAAUACAUGCUUGUGAUGUUAUAAAUAGUUGUAGAGAUUUAUUACCACCCUUGUUGAAGUGUUAAUCGUUUUUUGAAUCAUGUUUAUAUCAAGAAAAGUCGAUUUUUCUUAUGUUUAAAAUUUUAUCCCAUUGUUGCAAAAUUAUUGCAAAAUUUAUUUAAAUAUAUCUACA